Molecule: messenger RNA, 1738 nt
Organism: Physella acuta
Lineage: Eukaryota; Metazoa; Mollusca; Gastropoda; Physidae
Source: RefSeq, a predicted model, not a curated record
GUCAUAACCUCAACCACCUAGCUGUAGACCCAGCAACAGUUGAGCUGUUGUAAACAAAUCAGUCUUUGGUGGCUUCGAUGCUUGUUGCUAAUACCACAACUUUACCGCUAAGGAAAAUUACUCUAAACAAAACUAAGUAAAACUUCAAUGGCAGCUGCAAGUUUACCUAAAGAAACGGAUGAUGCGGAUCUCUUCCGAGGAACCCAUGAGGUACAAGAAUGUCUUGAAGGCCAAACUGAGGCAGAUCUACACACACACGUGACAAACUGUAAGAAAAAUCCUGACCAUACAGGGUUUAUUCCUGUAAAAAAGUUUAGAAAAGAACAUCUUCCUCCCGGUUACCAGGACAGUGACAUCUAUGACGUCAUCAAUGCCUUUAGUUACCUGACUGUCAGGAUAGCCGUUAACUUUACAAGCACGGACAGGCCGAAUUGUGUGUUGGGUACUGGAGAUCCAUAUCCUUUCCACAAUACCAGGGGAAAGAACGUAUUAAGAACUGGGACUGGGAAAAUAUGGUGCGUGAGCUCAAACCUGGUAGAAUUCUGUGCAGACCAUACUUGUCCAUGUCCUGAAUGUGAAAAUUCGGCUAAACCACAGAAAGAAUGGGUUCUGCUUUGGAUGUCGACAGCCAGACACGUGAUCUUUGACUCAACUGAGGCGAGACAGUCCACAUGUAGGUUGUGGUUUGAUGAUGACCAAAGUCCAGUGGUCAACAUUUACGGAUGGAAGGCAUGUGGGAUAUCAUUUACUGACCAAGACUGGUGUACUUUGGUUUGUGUAACACAUGAAAUUGAAAUCGGUGAAAAACUGUUAAACUGUAUUAGAAGGUUUGAUGAAUUGUGGGGUAAAGUAAAGAAGAAAUACGGGAGUAAGAAUGAGGUGGACAAGUUGGCAAUUAUAGUGUCACAUCCUCAUGGCUGUUCUAAGCAGGUCUCUGUAGGUCACUGGGUACACAGAAAAGAUGUACCUAGAUCUCUCGGGUACACCAGGUACACGUACACAACUUGUACAUGCCCUGGUAGCAGUGGGGCUCCCGUAUACAGGCUGGGGUGGAGUGACCAUCCCCACACAGGGGUCAACUCUAAAAACAUUAACUACAGCGCUGCGAAAAAGGACAUGGAUUUUAGUUUUAUUGGAGAAGAUCUUCAUCAGCUGUGGUUGAGUGAGGGUGAUAACUCGACUAGCAGUGUGGCGUUAGCUUUGACUAACUAUGUAAUAAAAGAGUCGAUUAUAAAAUAAUAACUAGCAAUAGCAGCAUGAAAUCGCUGGGUAGCGUUUUAGUAUUAUUCCAUCUCUUAAGACAGGUCAAAUGUAAUAGACACACCUGUCUAACUUGUAGCAAGUUUCCAAAACAUACUACUUUUCGACAUGUGUUUUCAAAGUUUUGGUUCAGCUAAUAUUCAUGACUGAUUAGACGUAGACAAUCGCUAGGAUAUAAUGUUUCAAUAUCCCAUAUCCCAUUUUACGAAUUUUAAAAUUCGACGUGAUGGUUAACUUAUAUAAAACAUAGAUAUGACAGAAACAUGACAUAGUUCUUGUUCCCAUGUGUGUACCAAGACAUUUGUAAACAAACCCCCACAUAUAUGCAUUUCUUUAAUUAAACAUUCUGUGUGACAAAUGCAUCAGCAACAAUGUUCAUUUAAAAGUAAUAUCAGUUUAUAAGUAGCCUUCACUCAUUACUUAUGCUUGCAGUUUUUAUUUGUAAAACUCUUAUUAAUUAUAUUAAAUAGUUUGCAGU